Messenger RNA from Maylandia zebra (zebra mbuna), 5075 nucleotides. RefSeq names its product MAP7 domain containing 1a (gene map7d1a). Gene Ontology annotation, cellular component: microtubule cytoskeleton. Gene Ontology annotation, biological process: microtubule cytoskeleton organization. The record is from RefSeq and is a predicted model, not a curated record. NCBI's taxonomy places the organism in Eukaryota, Metazoa, Chordata, Actinopteri, Cichliformes, Cichlidae.
UAGUGGUACAGUCCGAUCCGGAGGCCAGUGAGGGAUCGUUCGCACCAGCAGAGCAUCAGCUGUGGCGUGUCGUGGAGUGAGAAACUUCUCUCCCUCCUCCUUGUUGCCUCUCUUUCUUCUCAUAUUCCCUCGGACACCUUGUCAUCUAACUUUUCAGAGACGCAGUGACCGGUGAACAGCAGCUGGCUGUACAGGCGAGGGUUUCGUUUGUUUAUUUAUUUUUUAUUUCUGACCUAUCUGGACGCUCUCCGGAGGAUUUCCUUUUCCAGUUCAUGCAACUGGAGUGACUCGACCAACUCCCCCCUCACCCCACCCCACCUCCGAAUCCCUGCCUGAGGAAUGAGAGGACUGCUGGAGAGGAAGAGCCGAAACUCGCAUGUUUGAAUGAACAAAAGAACAGAAAGCGAGGCUAUCGCUCCCGGAAUGGAGGGAAAUAUUCUGCCUGCAGCAACAUCUCCCUGCCCAGUUCUAAACACAAACCCUGUGAGACCUGAUCCAGAGGGGGAAAGCAGUCCUUUGAAGACGGACAACACCGAGAGGAUGGAUUCUCCAGCUAAGAAAGAUACAGACCGAAGACGGACGACCCCUUCAAAAUCUGACAUUAUCUCUCGAUCACCUGCGUCACCAGCAUCACCAGCCCUCAAGUCAAAACGAGAUGCCAUGAAGUCAGAAGACAGGCAGAAGCUUGCAAAAGAGCGGCGAGAGGAGAAAGCGAAAUAUCUAGAAGAGCUCAGCAAGUUGCAAGCGGCCAAAAAGACCCAGUGGCUGGAGAAGGAGGAAAAGGCGCGGCAGCUCAGGGAGCAACAGCUGGAGGAACGACGCAGGAAGCUCGAGGAGCAGCGGAUCAAGGCGGAAAAGCGGCGAACGGCCUUGGAGGAGAGACAAAAACAGAAACUAGAGAAAAACAAAGAACGGUAUCAGGCGGCCAUCAACAGGUCAACAAAGAAGACGUGGGCAGAAAUCCGACAGCAGAGAUGGUCGUGGGCUGGUGCACUAAGCCAGAACUCAAGCCAGAAAGAGGGCAGAUGCUCUGUUUCAACGGUCAACCUGCCCAAACACGUGGACUCUGUUAUAAACAAGCGACUCUCCAAGUCCUCCGCCACGCUCUGGAACUCGCCCAACAGAACGCGCAGCCUUGCGUUGAGUCCGUGGGAGAGCAGCAUAGUCGACCGGCUGAUGACACCAACUCUUUCUUUCCUCGCCCGGAGCCGCAGUGCUGCUAGUGUCCUCACAAAUGGAAAAGACGGUCACUCUCCUCUCUGCCCUCGUUCAGCCUCUGCAAGUCCGUUGACCCUGUGUGGCCAUCAGCCGCACCACCGCUGCUCUGACCGCUGGAGGGUGACGUCCAGCUCACCAGAUAUCACCCAGCGUCAACGCAGGCGGAGCUCCACACCUAUGGAUAAAAACAAGAAGGAAAAGAAAGACAAAGAAAGGGAGAAUGAAAUGGAAAAAAGUGCCAUCACUAAAGAAAAAGUGCUGAAGAAGAGACAGUCUCUACCUAGUAUGAGACAUAGACCUGAUCCAAGUCCUAGUCCUUUAUCAAGACAACGGCCAGCGUCCCCUGCCACACCCAAGGGCAGAACUGCCUCUCCCAGCCCUGCUGCCUCCCCCAAGCCUCCGUCAGCACGCGGAAGCCCGUCAACCCCGAAGGCCCGGCCCAAAAGAGCCAGGACCCCUGCCAGGAUAGACCACCGGACCUCUUCACCUGCCCCUCUUGAGAGAGUGAGACAGCCCCAUAGGCCAGCCACCCCAGAAGAAAAAAAGAGUUCCCCUGUGGCUCCUGCCAUUGUUGUAUCCUCAGCUACUGCCAAUGCAUCAGGCACACCAGUCACAGCCAGCGCCAUUUCCUCCUUGCCCGAGCCAGCCAAUUCCUCUCCCUCUGUGCGUGCAGUGUCACCUGCACCCUCUCCAUCCGCUAAGCCCAUGGCAGGCACGAAUGACCCAGAAGAGGCGGCUCGUAUUCUGGCAGAGAAACGCCGACAGGCCCGAGAGCAGAGGGAGAGGGAAGAGCAGGAACGCCGCGAACAGGAAGAGAAAGAGAGGAUCCUGAGAGAGGAACGCUUAGCGAGGGAAGCAGAGGAGAGACAACGCAGGGAGGAGGAGGCACGGGCCAUGGCUGAGGAGCAGAGGAAGAGGGAUGAAGCAAAGAGGCUGCAAGAGGAGAAGGAGGCUCAGGAAAGGGCCAAAGCUGAGCAGGAGGAGAAUUUACGGCUGCAGAAACAGAAAGAGGAGGCUGAGGCUAGAGCUCGGGAGGAGGCGGAGAAGCAGCGCCUGGAGAGGGAGAAACACUUCCAGAAGGAGGAGCAGGAGAGGCUGGAGAGGAAAAAGCGACUGGAGGAGAUCAUGAAGAGGACACGGAAGACAGAUGGAAGUGACAAGAAAGAGACAAAGUCCUCCCCAGUCGAACAUGUCAAUGACAAACAGGCAGAGAGUAGCAAAGCAUCUGCUGACUACCAGCCAACGCCUGAGGUCGGCAUUCCCAACAACAAAACAGAAAACGGACAGGCCGAUGUCAAGGAAAGCCUCUCAAUCCAAGCAGUUAAUGGGGUCCAGGCUACGAAGCUUGAAAACGGUCUUUCGACAAAAGAAGACACUGUCCACUUGGAAGACAUCAUCCAUCUCACAAAUCACGGCAACUCCACUAACGGAGCCUUGGACAAGUCUGAGACCAGCAUGCCCACAGAGCCCAUCCUUUCUUUUGAAAGCGAGGAGUCAUUCAUGAAAAAGGCAGGCCCAAUGAAGCCUCAGCAUGCUGCGGAGGUCCUGUGACAUAUUCCAGCGCUGAAGUGCUUGUUGCCUUAGGCCACUGACCUUUCCUAGUCCUGCCAAAGCUCGCAUUGCGAGCCCUGUGACCUGUGCCAAUCAAAAAAAAGCAAGCAUACUUCCCUCCGAAGAUAAAGUGGGUCACAGAAGAAGAUGACGACAAAACAACUGACAGAACAGGAUGAAAGGUGUUGCCGCAUACGGCACCGUUGCUAUCGUUCAUCAAACUCUUUGCAGCACCGAUUCCAUGCACCUUGCUACUCAACAGUAUCAUCCUUUGUACAUUAUAGUACAGCUGAGUAAUGAUUACAGUAUACGGAAAAAGAACUGUUUUCUUUGCUCUUUAGUUAUUUAACUAAAAGAAAAAAAUUAAGACUGGGUACAACUUUGUGUAUAAUGUAAAUGAACUUUACGUAUCGGGAAAAGGAAGGUUGGAUCAGUGGAUUAAAGCUGUUUGAAAGGGAGUCAUUUCAUGCUACUCUAUCAUGAGUAGAUAUGAAUAAAACCCAGAUACUGUACAUCCUGGUUUGUACAAAACUACCUGUACCGGUUUUUGAAAAAGGUAGACUGAGAAAUCAGAAGAUCUGAAAUUAAACGUCACAAAGAAUGGCUUGUUACUUUGUGUAAACAUACUGUUGGUUCAUGUCUAAACCUCAGCUAUGAUUGAUUGUAUGCAUAACUGGAUGUAAUAAUAAAUCUGCAACCUUUACAAUUAAAAAACUGUAAGUCAUCAAAGGUCAAAUGUCUGUAAACGGAGAUCUCCUCCACUAUUUAACAAUUGAAGCCGUUUCCCUCCCCCACAUGUGCAAGCAUGACUUUUUUUUUUCUCAUUUGAAAUUCUGGCGCGUGUAUAUGCUAUAGAUAUAUUUUGAUGUGCGAUGUAAGGCCAGUGGGAAUAUCUCAAGUCUUAUUAAAGACAAGUGGUCCAGUCUCUGUUCUAAUCGUCCUAUGUCCCAACCGUUUAAGGAUUUGAUGCAUUGUGAGAUUAUUCUUAGCCUGAUUCAGAUUAGUACACUUAAGAAAUAGUUCAUUUGUUAUCAGUUGAAUAGUUUUCUACUUUCAUUUGCUUUGUUUACUUCAGACGCUCAACAGUGGCCCACUGUUACUGAAAGUAAAAAGAGAGCACAUGCUAAGCAAAGGAAAACCGACAUCUAAGCGGGACCACAAGCCUUACAGUCUGUGCAGCUAAUGUGCUAGGCAUGCAAGUUGGUUCAGCUGUCCAUUUCUCUUUGGGUCUCCUUUUACAAAAUCUCAACAGGGGGUACAUGCCACUCUAUCUGCUGGCCCUCUUUCACUAUAUUCUGCAGGCCUGUGGGAGAUCUGGCACGCUGUGUUUGCAGCCCUGUAGGCAGCUGAAGUGCACACAAACACAAUUUAUGCCUCCUUCUACCACACGUGAAAACAUGCCACGCUGAUCAUAUAAAUUAUGUGACUAUGUUCUAACCUUGGUAGAAUGAGGGAUUAGAUUUUCAACUUGAAACUGUAACAGAGACCCCCAGUGGGCUACAUAAGAUGAAAUCACUAUGGUAAAUACAGCCAAACUGUCACCAAAAUGAAACCGAAAGCCAAAGACGGAAAACUCUCUGAUUCAUGAUUAAGGAGUAGCUGAUCAAGAUUUAAUGCAAGUAAAAAAAUAUCUAUUUUUUUCAAACUGUUUGAUAAAACACCGAAGUUUUUUUGGGAACUGCUUUUCUUACGGUUUCAUUAUUGCUACAAAUUGCCUCUUAAGUCAAGCUAAUGCUCGCAAACUUUCUUAAAGCAACAGUUUUUGCAGUUACAGCUGCGUCACUGCUUCAAACUUUUUUUAAAACGUGUUAAAUAACACACAUCUUUAGCUCGUAUACGACACAGCUUUAAUCUGCAAGACAGUUGACUUGCAUGAGCAGGAUGUUAACUUCAACCACAUCUCCUCAUUAGUUCACUUUGUUGUUCCUAAAGUUGUCCAAAUGAGUCUGCUGCUAAAAGCUGUAUUCAUCGACCCCACAAGAGGGUGCAGCACCGCAGCAUGGACUGCACAUUUGACUUCUCUGUUUUCAGGCUUUAAACUUUAUUACUGCAGUGUGUCAAAAGAGGACACAAACUGAAAUGUCCCCAUUUUAAAAAUCUCUAUAUUUUUUCCAUUAAUAAUAAUGAUAAGAUUUCUGCCAUUUUGUGCAGCUGAUCUGUCAGUCAAUCCCUGGUAAUGUGCCGUACUUCUCAGAGGGGACCUGAGGAUUAGUGGGGACUAUUUUUAGGGAGGUGUUGCAAAGCAGUGGACAGUUACAGGUUGAUUAGUGCCAAGUUUCAAAAUAAAUUCUCACAGAAUGAGGGGU